UAUAUAUAGAAGGCAGUUAACUACAUUAAUAAAGAAGAUAAGAAAUGGAGCAUAGAAGCAGCUGGUCGUCCGUCAUCCUUUAUUCAAUCGCCAUUCUCAUAAUUUCUUGCGGUUUCUUCUUCCAAUCAUCUUACGCAGUGCAAACUUGCUACAGCAAAAGUGUGACCCAGGUUGGCUCUGAAGGUGAACGUGUUACUGAAUAUUACACGAGUUGUAGUACUUCUCAUGGAUCAGGCCCGGCUCCUUCAUCGGGCGGUAACCCACCAACUCCAUCUCGUCCAAACGGUCCAAUAGUUCCAGCCGCUCCGAUACUUCAACCCCCUCCGGUUUUUCAACCUGCUCCAUUAUUUCCACCCGCUCCAAUACUUCGACCCGGUCCGCUUUUUCCAUCUCCUCCAGUAUUUCAACCCGGUCCAGUAUUUCCCCCGCCGACUCCACCAUUUCCAGGUGGCAAUUAAGCAAAUUAUAUGUGUAUCUUGCUUGCAUGCAUGCAGUGUGGUUGUAAUCAUGAA
This is a messenger RNA of Ipomoea triloba (trilobed morning glory), 512 nucleotides long. RefSeq names its product A-kinase anchor protein 14-like. The record is from RefSeq and is a predicted model, not a curated record. NCBI's taxonomy places the organism in Eukaryota, Viridiplantae, Streptophyta, Magnoliopsida, Solanales, Convolvulaceae. The coding region runs from base 45 to 458 and encodes 137 amino acids. The transcript is spliced from 3 exons.